Messenger RNA from Exophiala spinifera, 882 nucleotides. RefSeq lists its product as uncharacterized. The transcript has 2 exons. Gene Ontology annotation, molecular function: mRNA binding. Lineage: Eukaryota; Fungi; Ascomycota; Eurotiomycetes; Chaetothyriales; Herpotrichiellaceae. Gene Ontology annotation, cellular component: mRNA cleavage and polyadenylation specificity factor complex. The coding region runs from base 1 to 882 and encodes 293 amino acids. The record is from RefSeq and is a predicted model, not a curated record. Gene Ontology annotation, biological process: mRNA 3'-end processing.
AUGGCUCCAGGUCAAAGUCGCAGUGUCUUCGUGGGCAACAUCCCAUUCAAUUUGAGCGAGGAAUACAUUGUCAAGAUACUCAACUAUGCAGGCACAGUCGUCAAAUUUCGCUUGAUGACCAACCCGGACACUGGUAAAUCGAAGGGAUUUGGUUUCGCAGAUUUCCAAGACGCCGAUUCUGCCGCCAACGCGGUCCGGAAUUUGAACGACUUUGAAAUUGAGGGACGCAAAAUACGAGUGGACUGGCCGCACAACAACGAGAAAGAUUCAGUACCCGCAAACUAUGAUCAGACAAGUGCUGCAGUUGCAGAUGGGUUCCAACCGUCCGGGCCAAAUGCGCUUCCUCCUCUGCCACCUGGCGUUGAUCUGCCCCCAAACCUCAGGGCCACAGAUGCCAUUUCACAAACGCUGUCAAAUCUCUCCCCUCCUCAGCUUCUCGAUGUGCUCACACAAAUGAAGGCGUUGGCCAUUUCGGACCCUGCAAGAGCAACGUCCCUUCUCAAGACCGCUCCACAACUUUCCUUCGCCAUAUUUCAAGCGCUGAUCUUGAUGAAUCUGGUGGACCCGAAGGUCCUGGCCCAGGUUGUCGAGCAAGCUGCGAGACCACCCCAGCCGGCUGCUAUCCCUCCUCCGCAGCCUACACCUCAGCAGUAUCCUCCACCCAUGGUGCCAGGUCAAGUGCCGGCUAGACCGCCGCCACCACCUCAGCAGUAUGCCCCUCCGCCAGUACAGCAGCAGCCUCCACCACAAGCACAAGCACAACUAUCUCAGCAGGAGAUGAUUCAGCAGAUUCUAGCUAUGGAUCAGCGGACAAUUGACUCGUUCUCGCCUACCGAGCGCGCGCAGAUCAUGCAAAUUCGAGCACAAAUGGGAGUGAGAUGA